Messenger RNA from Arctia plantaginis, 897 nucleotides. NCBI's taxonomy places the organism in Eukaryota, Metazoa, Arthropoda, Insecta, Lepidoptera, Erebidae. The record is from the annotation of a GenBank genome assembly.
AUGAUCCUGUUUUUAUUAUUGGCCGUAGCACAGUGUGGAGUAAACGCCCAGUUCUAUUUAUACGACCCUUGCACAUCAACAGCAACACUAUUAUCGCCAUCAAGCCAAUAUACAGCACCACCUUGCUCUUGCUGCUCUCCUCCACUAAAUAUUCCUGCACCGCCCUCGUGUCCAGUCUACGUCACAUUACCCCCACAACCCCCACUAUGCGUCACACCGCCACCUUUGCCUCCUAUAAUGAUAGAGCUUCCUUUACCCCCACCAAUGACAGUUUCACCUCCCCCAUCGCCACCGUUCUUUGUAAAUCCUCCUCCGCCCCCACCCUUGACCGUAACUCCGCCACCGAUACCCCCAAUUUGCGUCACUCCUCCUCCAUUACCUCCCAUGUGUGUAAAUCCACCAACGCCGCCACCGAUGUACGUUAACCCUCCUGUCCUUCCACCCAUCAUACUUGAAUUGCCCCUGCCGCCUCCAAUUAUCAUCGAGUUGCCUGCUCCGCCACCAAUUGUCGUACAGCCCCCACCGUUGGGUCAACUGAUGAUUCAUCCGCCUGCAUUACCACCGAUGCCUGUCCAGCCGCCUCCGCUACCACCGAUGAUGGUUCAGCCGCCUUCGCCGCCGCCUUUAAUGAUUGAGCUGCCACCACCGUCGCCAAUAAAUAUACAACCACCUCCUCCACCGCCGAUGUGUGUCCAGCCUCCACCACCAUCUCCAAUAAGCGUACAACCACCACCGUUGCCUCCAGUAUGUGUACAACCUCCGCAACCACCUUCGAUGUAUAUACAACCUCCACCGAUAGAACCUUUCUGUUUACAACCCCCGCCUCCGUCUCCCAUCUGCUUCCAGUCUGGUCCGCCUUGCGGGUGUGGUUGUUCACCAUCACCGAUCUACUUGUAG